AUGGCACACAUAUAUGAGAGAGUAGUUCGGCUUAUCUCCAAGGAUCCUUCAAGAAGACAUGAGCGAGAUAUUGAGUCGCUUAUUCCGUGGUUUCAGAACAUGAGCGGACUCUUCAAGACACAGAAGACAGAUGUGGUGAAGGACAUUGUGCGGAAUUGUGAAUUUAGGUCAGUACCAUCGGAUAAUGUGAUCAUCAAGCAAGGUGAUAAAGGGGAUUGUUUCUAUAUCAUUCUAAGCGGUACCGUUUCCAUCUAUAUCAACCAGACGUUAGAAGAACAAGGAAACAUUCACAAUCCAAAUGAUCUCGUCAAGGCUAAACGAAAGGCUAAGCAACGAAGUCGCUCAAACAGUAGGCCUAGGCAGAUUGGUUUACCCCUACGUGAACGGAGUAAGACUACUGUCCGAACAGAAACACCCAAUGCAGUAGCUUCACAACGACGGAGGAAGAGCUUCGCUGACCAUAGCGAUAUAGUUGAAGUAAAUGGCGAUGAUGAUUCUGAACAAUUCUUGAAAGCAAAUGCUAAUGGCAAAUUUCUCAAGUUUCCGGCAGGAUAUCGACGUUCAAGCUUAUCGCAGUUACCUCAUCCGAACCCAACAAAGGAGUCCCGCUCACACACUUGGCUUUCAACUUACACGGCGCGGGAUGCAAGCUUCUUUUAUAGUGAAGACGACCAACUUGAGUCAAGUUCAAGUGAAGAUGAAGCACAAACAACAUCAACUGGGAAACUGGACAGGACAAUGUUUGGUGUGCACAUCCGAGAACUGGGUCCCGGCAAGAGUUUCGGCGAGUUGGCGCUGGUACAGACCAACUUGGUGCGAAAUGCGUCUGUUAUAGCUGACCAGCAGACCGAUUUGAUUGUAGUCAACCGGGAUUUAUACAAUCGCUCUUUGAAGGCAGCCCAACAACAAGAGUUGGCAGCUAAAGCACACUUUGUUAAUAAUUUCCAAUUGUUCAGUCACUGGACACCAAGACAGAGAAAUGUUAUGACGAUGAGCCUGACCAGAGUGAAAUACCAGUACGGCAAUAGCAUCGUUAAGCAAGGAGAGAGAGUCCGUGGUAUUAUCUUCAUCAGGUCAGGUCGAGCUGUUGUCUCUAUAGAUCCCAUUCAACAUAUAGAGCAGUACCCUAACUUGUGUAGCAAAGCAGCCAUGAGCUUUGCCAAGGAAGUCAGACUUGGUAGAAGAAGUCGAACAGCAUGCCCAGGUUCCUCAGACUAUUGGCUUUCAGAAUUGAGAAAACCUGGUCCCCACAAGGCCCGUCGGAGGGAUGGCUAUGCAGCAGCUGAGAAGGAGGUCAAUCGCAAAUCCAUUCAGCUCUGUGCCAUUGGAUCGAAUGACUUCAUAGGUGAUGUUUCAGUCUUUCUUCACUUGCCAACCUAUGUGUCAACAGUAACCUGUCUUGAACCAGUGGAGGCACUGGAAUUGGAUCUCAACAACUUCGAGCGGCAGGUCUUCAAGAAAAUUCAUCCAACCUAUGUGGCAAUGAGAGAGAUUGCAGAGUUGAAGCUGGGAUGUCGUGUAGAUAGGCUACGUGAUGAACAGGUAUACAGCCCAGUCUUUGAGUCAAUGCUUGGUAAACUUGUUGAGUUGAAUACCCCAGCAGCCAUGAAGGCAGCAUUAAGAAGGAAGCAGACAGAGGAGGAGGAUCUUAUGGCAUCCCUCUUCACUCCAAGCUGGCACAGCUAUCGAGAAAAACAGAGGCUCUUCCUCAGGAGGCGGCAAAGAGAAAAACGCUUGCAGGAAAUAAGAAUGCAGCAAAUGGCCCAUGCAGCCAGUCUUGGCAUGAAAUUACGAAUGCAAAGCCUGAACAUUGCUUCAGAACUGCCUGAUGGGUCGGACACGUUGCAACGUCGAUCUUUCCAAGAUGCUUUACCUGCCAGCUUACGAAGAAACUCUAUCACAUCAUACUCGGCUGAUCCCAAAGCAAGACGGCUUGUUCGCCAGCCAAUGGCGAGUGACAAAUAUGACCGAUUUUACUUGAAGUCUCAGAUGGUGUCCAUCCAGCAACGGCAACCUGUAAUUUCAACUGGCAACCUGCUUUCAUCAUCAAAUGGACAGGCAGAUGAAAAACAGUGAUGCC
Messenger RNA from Asterias rubens (European starfish), 2080 nucleotides. RefSeq lists its product as uncharacterized. NCBI's taxonomy places the organism in Eukaryota, Metazoa, Echinodermata, Asteroidea, Forcipulatida, Asteriidae. The record is from RefSeq and is a predicted model, not a curated record. Bases 1 to 2076 code for a protein of 691 amino acids. The transcript has 9 exons.